GCGAAUUUGGACUGCUUCUCAGACAUUUCGUUUAACAGAGGUGACUCGCUUAUAGAUCUGUGACACAGACAAAUCGUAUCCAAGAUCACAAAAUGGCCACAGGGCAGUCUUUGACACUGCAAGUUAUUCACGGCCCUCAGAAGUAUGAUGUGAAAUUAGGAUUGGCAGAAAAUGAGGCUGGGGAUGCUUUGUGUGUCAAACAUUUGACUGAUGCUGUUUACAAGUUAACUGAAAUCCCAGCUGAAGCCCAGAAGCUUAUUUAUAAAGGGAAAUCCUUGAAAGACCUAGGUGAGGAGCUUACCAGUCUUGGCUUAAAAUCUGGAGCAAAGGUGAUGCUGAUUGGUAAAAAGCCAGUACCACAAGAUGAUGAAGAUACUCGUGCAAUGAAUGAAGUUGAGGCAAACCUUGAGAAACAGGACAAGAAACUCAGUGAUAUUACAUAUGAACUUGAUGGUGUACAUAGAGGAUAUUUGAACAAAGAUCAGCAGUCUGAAUCUGUGAAACACUUGGAGAAACGUUUAGCUGUUGUAGCCGAGACUUUAAUGAGAUUAUUAGAGAAACUAGAUGCUCUUCGCUUUGAGGAGUCUAAUAAAGGUGGCAGGGGCAAACGCAAGUCUCUUGUUACAAAAAUACAGGUGCUUCUAACAAGAAUUGAUGGAUUAAACCGAGGACUCAAGGAUGACGACUCAAAACCAUCUAUGAACGAUAGAUAGCAUAAACAGACAUGGUGUAUACAACUUUAGAGACGUGGCUCCGAGCGUAUAAUAACCAGUUACGACCCUGUCAGAACUGUCUCUUUUGGUCAAGGCAGUCAGUAAGCAUGCCAGGGUGCUAACAUUUGAAGGCGAUUCACUACAAGCAAGAAAAAUAAAAGAUUUUUUUUUCAGUGACAAAGCAUUGCUUUUUUUCUUUUUUUUAAAAACUUUAUUAACACCUUUUUAAUAAUAUACCGAAAGAUUUUUUGGGAAUCAGUGUGGGGGAGGAACUUUGAAAGGUAUAAAGUUUUGGAGGACUUGGUAUUUUAACUAAGAGAUGGAUACAAAUGUAGUGUAUGUUGUUUAUUAUCUUGUGCUAUUGUUAAAUGAAAACUGAAAUAAAAAGUAAAGUCUUA
Molecule: messenger RNA, 1111 nt
Organism: Ruditapes philippinarum (Manila clam)
Lineage: Eukaryota; Metazoa; Mollusca; Bivalvia; Venerida; Veneridae
Product: BAG family molecular chaperone regulator 1-like
Exons: 8
Coding region: 93-713 (206 amino acids)
Biological process (GO): protein stabilization
Cellular component (GO): cytoplasm; nucleus; cytosol
Molecular function (GO): adenyl-nucleotide exchange factor activity; protein-folding chaperone binding
Source: RefSeq, a predicted model, not a curated record